Miscanthus lutarioriparius is the source of this 2118-nucleotide messenger RNA. NCBI's taxonomy places the organism in Eukaryota, Viridiplantae, Streptophyta, Magnoliopsida, Poales, Poaceae. The record is from the annotation of a GenBank genome assembly.
AUGUCAAAAGCUCCAGAUGAUCAGUUGCAAGCAACAGAGCAGGAAGGAAGUGUCCAUCCAAGUCAACAAGCAGGGCAACAACAUGUGAAUACACCAGAUCAGAUCUCCAAAACAGAACUAACUGAAGGGUCAAAAAAUGAACAACCUGUCCAAGUAGAGCAACAGAAUUCCCACCUGCAACAAGCACAUCCAGAAAUUCAACUACAACAGGCUGAAACAAAUAGCUUCCAGUUAGCUGAAAAAGAAACCGGGUAUUUUGGUCAACAGAGUUUUGCAGGUGCCAAGGUGGAUGUAGCCCAGCCUUCAGUAGUUCAGCAGAAUGUAAAGCAAACUGUUGGUCAACAAGCAUCAUCUGGUGCUCAGGAUACAAGGAAAGGACCAUCGAUACCAUUUAAUAUGUUAAUUCCAAUCCUACAGGCACAUCUUGACAGAGACAAAGAUAUGCAGCUUCAAGUUGUAUGGGCAAAACUUAGGCGUAAUGAAGUCCACAAAGAUGAUUUCUUAAGAGUUAUCAGGAAUAUUGUUGGGGAUCAAAUGCUCAAGCAGGCAGCUCAUAAAGUUUUUGUACAGAUGCAAGCACAGGCGCAAAGAAAUAGCCAGGCAAAUCCAAGUCAGCAGUCUUUAUUCUCUCAAGUUUCUUCACAGCAGAUGCCUUCCAGUGGUUCAGCACAGUUACAUGAUCAGAAACUUCGGCCACCUGGACCACCCAACCAAGGUCAGAAAAACCAGGUGUCAUCUUCACCUCAGGCUUUUGCACCACCGUCAGGCACUCAAACACAGAAUAGUGUACACUAUCUUGCUCAUGAUAACUCUAACCAAAACCCUGACGCAAAGGGAACAAAUGCUGUACCAAAUCAACCACCUAGAAUGGACACAGCAGUUCCAUUGCAAGCAAAGAACAAACAACAUCAACCAACGCAGUUGCAGCAGGCCUCGCAGCAAAUAUAUGGAGCAAGUAAUCCCGGUGCCCAGGCUUACCCUCGGUCAAUCACUGGUUCUCUUCGAUCACCGAGUCCUGUUCCAGAAACACAGCCAUCCAUGCAUGCUCCUGGAAUGGCUCCUGCAAAAAUCGUCCCUCCUCCUACUCAUCCAAUGAUGCAGCACAAUGAAGUUGCAUGGCAAAUGCAUCAAAACAAGGAAUUGAAAACUAAUGCUCCCCCUCCAAAUGCUAAUGCGAAGCAAAAUUCUGAAUCUGUUGGCAAAGCACGCAUGGCUGGCACAGGAAAUUCUUCAGCUAAGGGAAAGCAGGGAACUCCUAACUCUACACCCAAUGCUAGUGGAGGUGCAAAGAGUAGCAAGAAAUCGGGUGGGCAGAAGAAAUCAUUGGAAGCAGCAGGCUCUAUGCAACCUUCAAGCAAAAGGCAGAAGACAUCUGGAGCCUUCCAGGAACAAAGCAUCGAUCAACUUAAUGAUGUCACAGCCGUUAGUGGUGUUAAUAUCAGGGAAGAGGAAGAGCAAUUACUGUCUGCCCCUAAGGAAGAGAACCUUGCCUCACAAGAAGCACGAAGAAUUGCACAGGAAGAAGAAGAAAAUCUUUUCCUAAGGAAGGGUCCACUCCUGAAGAAACUAGCAGAAAUCGCUCGGAAAUGCGAUCUGAAGAAUAUUAGUGGCGAUGUGGAACACUGUUUAUCACUGGCUGAUGGCAGUGGUGCUACAGAAUUGGAAAAAGAAAAAGAGGAAAGUCGCCCAAAGAACGUCAAGCCCAACAAGGAAGAAGAUGAUAAAAUGAGAACGAAUGCUGCGAAUGUUGCUGCUCGGCAAGCAGUUGGAGGAAGUGAUAUGCUCUCCAAGUGGCAGUUGAUGGCUGAGCAAGCCAGGCAGAAGCGAGAAGGCUUUGAUGUGUCUGCUGCUUCACAGCCAGGCAGAGGACCAGGUUCCAGGCCAUUAUCCAAAUUUGGAAAAGGUCCCGGCGAACACCAGGAAGGUUCAAAGAGGAGCCAUUCGGUGGCAUUCGGAACUGGAGGCAUGAAAAGACCAGGCAGGGCACCGUUUGCUGGUCCACAACGAAUGAUCUCCGUGAAGGAUGUCAUCUGUGCCCUUGAGAGGGAGCCUCAGAUGACAAAAUCACGGCUUAUCUACCGGCUGCACGAGCGGUUGCCAGAUUCUACCAUAGAUUAG